AGAAUCUAUAGUGUCCACCACAUGGUACAUGCACCACAUUUCUAGUGCUUGCUAAGCUGUAACCAAUUGACGAUCUCACACAUAUAAACCCCCUCCUCUCGUUGCUCCAUCACCAUAGGCUAAAAGGAAAAAAAAAGCAGCAGCGGCGGCGGCGAUGGUUCAUGCAAUGGCGAGAGUAGUGGUGGUUUUCGACUUUGACAAGACCAUUAUCGAUUGUGAUAGUGAUAAUUGGGUGGUGGAACAGUUAGGCAUUAAUGACAUCUUCACUCAGCUCCUCCCUACCUUGCCCUGGAAUUCCCUCAUGGAUCGGAUGAUGAUGGAGCUUCACUCUCAGAAAAAGACAAUUCAGGAUAUUGCAGAUUGCUUGAAACAGGUUCCUCUGCAUCCCAAGAUAAUUUCAGGCAUUAAAUCAGCUCAUGCUUCUGGGUGUGAUUUGAGGAUAGUAAGUGAUGCAAACACAAUCUUCAUAGAGACAAUAUUGAAACAUUAUGGGUUGAUGGAUUGCUUCUCAGAGAUAAUCACAAAUCCAAGCUAUGUGGAUGAAGAAGGCAGGCUGAGAAUCUUACACUAUCAUCAUCAUCACUUCAACUCAUCUGCUCAUGGAUGCACAAUCUGCCCUCCCAACAUGUGCAAGGGUUUGGUGAUGGAAACGAUGCGAGCUUCUGUUUCUGCUGAAGGAAAAAGCCAGUUCGUCUAUGUUGGUGAUGGAACUCCUGAUUUUUGUGCUGCAAUGAAGCUUGAACAAGGAGAUAUUGUGAUGCCAAGGAAGAAUUUUCCACUACGUGAUUUGAUUUAUAACAACAAAAAUCUUAUCAAGGCAAAUAUUCAAGAAUGGAGUGAUGGGGAAGAUUUAGGCACUAAGCUGCAAUUGAUCGACGCCAUUGAAGAGAAGUGCAGCAGUUUGAAACCUGGUACUUUUGUUCCAGCUGAUUGUAAGCUUCAGACAGCUUCAUCAAUCUCUGCUCGGGAUUCAUUUGCCAGAAAUUUACUCCCAGUUCCUCGUUAGAUAAGGCCAAAAAGAGCAGUUCUUGUUUCUGCUGCUGUUGAUUGUUUAUGAUAGUAUGUUUCUAAUCAAUACGUUAAUGAUUCACGCAAGGAUGAUAUGGAAAAAGUCUUAAUUUUUAA
This is a messenger RNA of Manihot esculenta (cassava), 1125 nucleotides long. Its product is annotated as inorganic pyrophosphatase 2. Bases 155 to 1006 code for a protein of 283 amino acids. Gene Ontology annotation, molecular function: phosphatase activity. The record is from RefSeq and is a predicted model, not a curated record. The transcript is spliced from 4 exons. NCBI's taxonomy places the organism in Eukaryota, Viridiplantae, Streptophyta, Magnoliopsida, Malpighiales, Euphorbiaceae.